Molecule: messenger RNA, 1861 nt
Organism: Paramormyrops kingsleyae
Lineage: Eukaryota; Metazoa; Chordata; Actinopteri; Osteoglossiformes; Mormyridae
Source: RefSeq, a predicted model, not a curated record
CCACAACGCGGACAAGCAGCAGGCGUCCCGCAUCAAGCAGGUCUUUGAGAAGAAGAAUCAGAAAUCGGCACAAACCAUUGCACAACUGCACAAGAAACUUGAGAACAACCACAGGAAGCUGAAGGAGAUUGAGCAGAAUGGACCCAGCCGCCAGCCCAAGGAUGUGCUGCGGGACAUGCAACAGGGCCUGAAGGACGUGGGGGCCAACGUGAGAGCUGGCAUCAGCGGAUUCGGCGGUGGGGUGGUGGAAGGGGUGAAAGGGGGCGUGUCCGCCCUGUCCCACACAGCAGUGGUCUCCAAGCCGCGGGAGUUUGCCAGCUUGAUCCGCAACCGGUUCGGCAGCGCGGACAACAUCGCACAGCUGAAGGACACCUUGGAGGACUCGUACCCUGAGGAGACCCCCCGGACCCUCAGCGGCAGCGUGACGCUGGUGUCCAGCCCCAAGUACGGCAGCGACGACGAGUGCUCGAGCACCUCAGGCUCAGCUGCUGGCAGCAACUCCGGAGCAGGAGGCAUGGCGAGCCUGGCCGCCGACACGGGCAGCCCCAAGUCCGGCAAACUGGAUGGUCACCACCACACACACAGCUCCUGGGACACCCUCAUGGAGGAGCUGCGGGACAUCAAGGCCAGCCAAGGCCACCUGGCGGAUGCCAUUGAAGACAUGAAGACACAACUCCAGAGCGACUACACCUACAUGACCCAGUGCCUACAGGAGGAGAGAUACAGGUACGAGAGACUGGAGGAACAGCUCAACGACUUGACAGAGUUGCACCAGAAUGAAAUGAGCAACUUGAAGCAGGAGCUGGCAAGCGUGGAAGAGAAGGUUGCCUACCAGUCCUACGAAAGGGCCAGAGACAUUCAGGAGGCGGUGGAGUCCUGCCUGACGCGCAUCACCAAGCUGGAGCUCCAGCAGCAGCAGCAGGUGGUGCAGCUGGAAGGUGUUGAGAACGCCAACGCUCGAGCCCUCCUGGGCAAGCUCAUCAACGUCAUCCUGGCCCUCAUGGCCGUGCUGCUGGUCUUCGUGUCCACGCUGGCCAAUUUCAUCACGCCGCUGAUGAAGACGCGCGAGCGCGUGGCCGCCACAGCGCUGCUGGCCCUGACGCUCGUCCUGCUGUGGAGGCACUGGGACAUCCUGACGCCGUGGCUCCCAUUCGGCUGAGCGGCCCCGCCCCCCACUUCCAUGGAGACGACACGACUGCUCUGAGGGAUGAGGUGGGGGUAGGAGGAUGGCGUGAUGGUAUCCCCUUCCUCUCCUUCCCCACCUGUACUCAUCUGUUUCUCAGAACCAUUGCACUCCAUCCACUGGGCCAAAAACAUGUGACAACUUCUGCUAAAUGUUCCUGAAAGGCCAACACAGCCACAGACUCUGAGCUGCUUCUUAUGGGAAGGGAUGAUGCAGUUGUAUUUCUGGCAAACUGAUUUAAUUCCUUCAAGUGUCACCCCAUUUCCAAGAAGUCCACAUUUCUGCAUGUCGACUGGGAAAGCUUGACUGGUAUUUUACUAGAGCCUGCCCCCCAGUGCUCAAAUAUGAAAUGCAUCUUUUUUUCGUAUACAAGACGAUUGCUGAAAUCUAAUCCAAAGUACUUUUCCUGUGUUUGUUCAUACUUGCAGAAUCUCUUUUAGAAAGAAAUAGGCGCCUUAUGAUUGACAUUUUAACAAUGUGGUCACAGAACGGUAAGAAGAAAAAAAAAUUUUUGUCCCAAAAACGGCAUCCGAUGCACUUAUCUGGGUUCCCACAUUCUGGCGGUCAUGAUUCUAAAAUGAACAGGGCUAUUCUGUGCCAAAUUAGCCAAUUUCUUUCAUUCCCUAUACCUUGUGUACUGGACAAGUUUUUAAAAUAAAAGUACAGCCAAUAUCUCGA